UCUGCCCUUUUUGCAAGAUUCCCAGAUUAAAGAAGCUAACUGAUCAAGAAACUGAGUCCCAGAAGAGGAAGGAGCAAGAAAAAGAGAAGAAGAUCAAGGCCCUGAAAGAGGAGCUGACCAAGCUGAAGUCCUUUGCUUUGAUGGUGGUGGAUGAACAACAAAGGCUCACAGCUCAGCUUGCCCUUCAGAGACAGAAAACCCAAGAUCUGACCACACGUGCAAAGGAAACACAUGGUAAACUAGCCCUUGCUGAAGCCAGAGCUCAGCAAGAAGAGCAGAAGGCAACCAGACUAGAAAAAGAACUUCAGACACAGACCACACUGUUCCACCAGAACCAAGACACAAUUAUGGCGAAGCUCACCAAUGAGGACAGUCAAAAUCGUCAGCUCCGGCAAAAGCUGGCAGCACUCAGCCGGCAAAUUGAUGAGUUAGAGGAGACCAACAGGUCUUUAAGAAAAGCCGAAGAGGAGCUGCAAGAUAUUAAGGAAAAAAUCAACAAGGGAGAAUGUGGAAACACUGGCAUCAUGGCUGAAGUGGAUGAGCUCAGGAAGCGUGUGCUGGAUAUGGAGGGGAAAGAUGAGGAGCUCAUCAAAAUGGAGGAGCAGUGCAGAGAUCUCAACAAGAGGCUUGAGAAAGAGACAGCACAGAGUAAAGACUUCAAACUAGAAGUUGAGAAACUCAGUAAAAGGAUUACGGCUCUGGAAAAACUAGAAGAUGCUUUAGAUAAAAGCAAACAAGAGUGCUACUCUCUGAAAUGCAGUUUAGACAAAGAAAAGAUGACAACAAAGCAGUUGGCCGAAGAACUGGAGAGUUUAAACACCAGGAUCAAAGAGCUAGAAGCCAUUGAAAGUCGGCUAGAAAAGACAGAAUUCACCCUAAAGGAUGACUUAACAAAACUGAAAACAUUAACUGUAAUGCUUGUAGAUGAACGCAAAACAAUGAGUGAAAAAUUAAAGCAAACUGAAGAUAAGUUACAAACCACUGCCUCUCAGCUCCAGGCAGAGCAAAAUAAAGUGACGACAGUGACUGAGAAGUUAAUUGAGGAAACUAAAAGGGCACUCAAGUCCAAAACUGAUGCAGAAGAGAAGAUGUACACUGUAACCAAGGAGAGAGAUGAUCUCAGAAACAAACUCAAAGCAGAAGAGGAGAAAGGACAUGAUCUAUUGUCAAAAAUGAAUAUACUGAAAAACAGGCUUCAAUCACUGGAAGCAAUUGAGAAAGAUUUUGUAAAAAACAAAUUAAAUCAAGACUCCAGUAAGUCCACAACAGCAUUACACCAAGAAAACAAUAAGAUUAAAGAGCUUUCUCAAGAAGUGGAAAAGUUGAAGCUGAAGCUAAAGGAUAUGAAAGCCAUUGAAGAUGACCUCAUGAAAACAGAGGAUGAGUACGAGACCUUAGAACGGAGGUAUGCGAAUGAGAGAGACAAGGCUCAAUUUCUGUCUGAAGAGCUGGAACAUGUUAAAAUGGAACUUGCCAAGUACAAGUUAGCAGAAAAGACAGAGUCCAGCCAUGAGCAAUGGCUUUUCAAGAGGCUUCAAGAAGAAGAAGCGAAGUCAGGUCACCUGUCAAGAGAAGUGGAUGCAUUAAAAGAGAAAAUUCAUGAGUACAUGGCAACAGAGGACCUAAUAUGUCACCUCCAGGGAGACCACUCAAUUCUGCAAAAGAAACUAAACCAACAAGAAAACAGAAACAGAGAUUUAGGAAGAGAGAUUGAAAACCUCACUAAAGAGCUAGAGAGGUAUCGGCAUUUUAAUAAGAGCCUCCGACCUAGUCUCAAUGGAAGAAGAAUCUCUGACCCUCAAGUAUUUUCUAAAGAGGUUCAAACAGAAGUAGCAGACAAUGAGCCACCAGACUACAAGAGCCUCAUUCCUCUGGAACGAGCAGUCAUCAAUGGUCAGUUGUAUGAGGAGAGUGAGGACCAAGACGAGGACCCUAAUGAGGAAUCUGUGCUGUCCUUCAAAUGCAAUCCAUCUACUUCCCUUCCUAUGAACAGGAAACUAUGGAUUCCUUGGAUGAAAUCCAAGGAGGGCCACCCUCAGAAUGGAAAAAUACAAACUAAGUCCAAUGGCAACUUUGUGCAACCUGGAGAUCUAGUCCUAAGUCACACACCUGGGCAGCCCCUUCACAUAAAGGUUACUCCAGACCAUGCCCAAAAUACAGCCACUCUUGAAAUCACAAGCCCAACCACAGAGAGUCCUCACUCAUACACCAGCACAGCAGUGAUACCAAACUGUGGUACCCCAAAGCAAAGGAUUACCAUUCUCCAAAAUGCCUCCAUAACACCAGUAAAGUCCAAAACCUCUACAGAAAGCCUUUCGAACUUAGAGCAAAGUAUGCCUCCUGUUACCAUGGCAACCUUUGCCAGAGCACAGACCCCAGAGUCCUGUGGUUCUGUAACUCCAGAACGGACAAUGUCACCUAUUCAGGUUUUGGCUAUGGCUGGUUCAGCUAGUUCUCCUGAGCAGGGUCGCUCCCCAGAGCCGAUAGAAAUCAGUGCCAAGCAUGCAAUUUUCAGAGUCUCCCCGGACCGGCAGUCAUCAUGGCAGUUUCAACGUUCAAACAGUAACAGUUCAAGUGUGAUAACUACUGAGGAUAAUAAAAUCCACAUUCACUUAGGAAGUCCUUACAUGCAAGCUGUCGCCAGCCCCGUGAGACCUGCCAGCCCUUCAGCACCACUGCAGGAUAACAGAACUCAAGGCUUAACUAAUGGGGCACUAAACAAAACAACCAAUAAAGUCACCAGCAGUAUUACUAUUACACCAACAGCCACACCUCUUCCUCGACAAUCACAAAUUACAGUAAGUAAUAUAUAUAACUGACCACUCUCACCCUCAUCUAGUUCAUACUGAUACUCUUGCAAGGAACUCAGUCCUUUUUUUAAUCAUCCCUCCAAACCCCUAAAAGAAUGACUAAACAUGUACUUUGGGAAGAUGUGCAUGGACUAUCCAAGAGUAUCUGGAACUAACAAUGUGUUGCCUGCAGAGUCAUCGAGUGUGCACUUACUGUGUAUCUUUUCAUUUACAUGCCUGUAUGGAAAAUAUUUAGUCUGCACUUGUAUAAAUACAUCUUUAUGUAUUUCAUUUUCCAUAACUCACUUUAAUUUGACUGCAACUUGUCUUGGUGAAUUACUUAACAUGAUAAAACAGUAAAUAGUUUGUUACUUUUGCCAUUGCU
Molecule: messenger RNA, 3174 nt
Organism: Cricetulus griseus (Chinese hamster)
Lineage: Eukaryota; Metazoa; Chordata; Mammalia; Rodentia; Cricetidae
Source: RefSeq, a predicted model, not a curated record